ACUAAGGUUCUUAGCUGAUCGAAAAAGAAGAAGAAUGUGGCAAUGAUGUCCUGCACCUGUUUAUACAUUGCAUAUUGUACCCUCUGACUCUGUGCUUUUGAUUGUAAGUGCAGGAAGAUGUCAAGGUUAUGGUUAGAAGGUUUCUUGAAUACGUUGUGGGAUAAUUAUCAAGUGAAUAGGGAACCGAUAUCAAUAUUACAGGCUUUCCAGAUAUCUCUGUGUUGGAUCGCGGCUUCAUUGCGGGAAUGUGAAAUUGAUAAGAAGGAAUCACUUGCCUCAGCAAAGCAACACUUGAACUUUGGCUGCACUGAGGAAGAGGCAAACCAUAUGCAUUCAAAGUUGCGACUGGUGAAGAAAAGAUUCAAAGUAGCAGUCCACGAUUUUGCCUCAGAUCGACUCAUUUCAAAACAAGAACAGGUGCCAAAUCGUGAAAAAAAGAAGAAAGAACUGUCGAAAUCUAUCAAGUGGAUGGAGAAAAAACGUUACAAGAAGAUCAUGAAGCUCAGUCUCAAGCACCAGGAGGAAAUUCAAGAGUUCAACAAACCGUGGGAGGAGGACAGUGCAAAAUUGAAGAAAGAUUACAUGGUGGAUUUGGCAAUUAUUCGGUCGAUACACAGUAAUGAUCCAGUGAGAUCAGAAAAGCUGAAGAGAAGAGAAGAAAAAUAUGUGAAGGAACUUCAAGAACUUGAGCACCGUAAAGGAAUGCUUCUUGGAAAACUUGAGGCAGAUCAUUUGGCUGAAAUGAAUAGGGUGAUGCAAAAGGCAGAGAUUUCUUUGCAGGAUUUGAAGUCCUGGGCUCAAACUGAAUUAUAUGGUGCUCCAUCGAGUGAAGCUGCAGCUCAAUGUGUCCCAGACGAAGUGGUUGUUGGUAGUGAGUUUGUAGAAAUUCUGAGCCCUGAUGUAGAGUCCAAUAGGGAGCCUGAUCAAAUAGAAGACUUGGAUGUUUCAGUCCUGGAUCCUUUGGCAAUUCAGAAUGAUGCUGCUGUCAGCCCCACCAAUGUUGGCUCACUUGAAGAAUCAUCUUUGUGCCAGCCAGUCGAUACUUUAGCUCAAGCUAGUUCAUCGCCACAGAUUUCGAAUCUGCAGAUGUAGUGUGAACUGUGAAGCCGUUUUCAGUUAUGGCGAAUGGCGAAGCUAAAACCAAUGUGUGUCCGGAGAGGGGCUUAAGGUAGGGGGCCCACUCUCCCCCCACCUUUUCUUGCUUGUCAAAGACGUUCUUUCGAAACUUUUCCAGGCUAGCAUAGGUGGUGGAGAUUUAGCAGGUAUGUGUAUUAAUAGAAAUUGUCCUAUGUUAUCGCAUAUUUUUUCGCUGCUGAUGCCAUUCUUUUUUUAAAAGCUGAAUUGAAAGAAUGUUGUGUGAUAAAGGGUGUGUUGGAAGAAUAUGGUAAAGCCUCUGGUCAACUUAUAAAUUUUGAGAAAUCUGGAGUUUUUUUCUCCUCCAACAUGAAUGAUUUUGAUAAACAGUUGUGUCGUGAUUUUUUGGGAGUUAAUCUCUUGCAGGGGGACUCGAAAUAUCUUGGACUACCUUCCUUUUGGCGUAGGUCAAAGGCAGAAGCAUACACUUUUCUGGUGGAGAAAGCAAUGGGGAAGAAGCAGGGUUGGAAGAAUAAACUUAUUUCCUUGGAUGGAAAGGAGACCUUGAUUAAGUUUGUGGUGCAGGGUAUUCCAACCUACGCCAUGGCUUGUUUUUUAUUACCGAAGAAAUUGUGUGAUAAAUUGAAUGCUUCAUUGCUUUGACUCGUAAUUUUUGGUGGAAGGGUAAUCCUGAAGAUAGAGGUAUUUGUUGGGCUUCUUGGGAGAGCCUUGGCAAAGCAAAGGAGGAUGGAGGGAUGGGUUUUACGAAUUAUAGAGCUUUCAAUGAGGCGUUGCUAGCUCGUCAAGGAUGGAGGCUUUUAAUGAACUAGGAUGCAUAUUGGACUAGAUUUUUCAAAGGAAUUUAAUUUCCCAAGUCAUCUUUUCUUCAGGUGAGUCGGGGUAGUCGAGCAUCUUGGGCAUGGUUGAGCCUUUUGCAUGGGAGGAAUCUGCUCUUUAAGGGUUUGAGAUGGUAGAUCCAGGAUGGCAAAAACAUAGACUUCUGGAACGAUGCAUGGAUCCCAUCCUUGCCAAACAUCAAAAUUCCUAUGGCCAAAUCAGUUAACAGUGAAGUUAACAGUGAAAUAAACUUGGUGGCAGACAUCAUUGAUCAGUCGGGACAGUGGGAUAUCUCAAAAGAUGGUGAAGGAGAUUCCUCAAAAAGUUGUUGAUGCAAUUUUGAAAUUCCCUUUACCUCAUUUGAAAAGGCCAGAUCAUCUUGUGUGGCAUUUCAACUCUACGGGAAUCUACACUGUCAAAUCUGGUUACCAUAUCGCUCACCAAGCAAUUUUGGAGAGUCAAAGAGAAAAGCCCGAAUCAUCCUGCAAACUAAAAAAAGAAGCUUGGAAAGUUAUGUGGAAAAUGAAAGUGCCUAAUAAGAUGAGGAGUUUUUGGUGGCUGGCUUGCAAGAACAUCUUAGCAACGAAAGAAAACCUCUUCAAGAGGAGAUGUGCAGUAGACAAUCUGUGUCCCAUUUGCGAGAAGGAAGUAGAAACUACGGAGCAUUUGUUUUUUCUGUGUUCAUGGGCCAAAAUGGUAUGGUUUAGGUGCAACAUUAAACCACUGGGGGAUUUUGGGUGGUUAUGCAUCUGUGAUCAAAUGGGUAGCUGAUAUGAUGGAAAAUUUCACGGUAAAGGAGGUAAUUAAUCUCAUGGGCAGGGUGGCUCUGAUAGCGUGGAACAUUUGGAAGUCAAGGAAUGAUUUUCUCUUCAACAAAACAAAGGUUAACCCACAGCAUACAAUAUCAUCAUCUCUCCAUGCUGAGAUGGAGUGUUUAAAAGCUUUUAUGAUUCCUAGAGUCCAGAUGGAUAAUCCAGCUAAUCAGGAGGAUUAAUUAUCCACCUGGAGGGCUCCGGACAAGGGCAGAUUUAAAGCAAAUUGUGACGCGGCCAUUCCUGCCUCAGGGCUUAGGAGUAAGGCUGCUAUUGUGCUUCGAAAUUGGAAAGCAAAGAUUGUGGAUCGCUUUGCCAGGUCAGUUCAUGUUGGGACUAGUCUUGGAGGGGAGCUCCAUGCCAUUAGCGAGAUGGUGAUCAGGUUGGGCUUAAAGGAAGUGGAGGUGGAGUCCGAUAACAAGCAGGCAAUCCAUCUAAGUGUGUUGGAAUUAGUGCCACCAUGGGAUGCCAGAGCGUUGGUGAUGGACAUUAGGCACUUUGCAUAGGCAGGAAAACUUCUUUUCAAGUGGGUUUGAACGGCAGCAAACGAAGUGGCACAUGAAGCUGCUUCUUUAGCUUUAAGGAAUUCUCUUCCAUGUCAUUAAGAUGUCAGGGGUUUGUGCUGCAUCUGACAUAUGGAGUGUUGGCUGCACAGUGAUUGAACUUCUUACAUGCGUGCCGCCAUACUAUGAUCUCUAGCCCAUGCCUGCUCUCUUCCGAAUCGUCCAGGUUUCUUUUCUUUGUUUUAUGCAGUUGUUUGUCCUGCUCUCAUGAUGAAACAGUUGUGAUCCCUAAAUGCCUUGUUGUUCUGUGGUGGUUAUACUUGAUCUUUAAUUUUCUUUAGCAAUUGGAGUCCAUUUUUUUUUCCAUUGUUCAUUCUGGAUGUAUAGUCAAGAAUAUUGCUUAAUAUCUUUCGGAAGUAACUGGACCACUUUGAUAUUUUGUAUUAGAUUGGGAAUCUUGGAAAUUGCAGUAGCAAUUGGAUUUUCCUUUUUGAUGUCUCCGGAUGAGCAUCCUCCAAUUCUAGAUGGUCUAUCUCCUGACAUAACUGAUUUCCUAUCUACAAAAGCUUGUUUCUAAUGUCUCUCCAUCUGCCGAUGGAAUUGAUACAAUAAGUACUCUCUCUCAUUUCUCAAUCUCUGCCUCUCUUAGUAUUUCAGAUUUAUUGAUUUCUCCUUGUGCCAUGCGUUUCUAUCGAUCUUAUUUCUCAAUCUUU
Messenger RNA from Rhododendron vialii, 3939 nucleotides. Its product is annotated as helicase protein MOM1-like. The coding region runs from base 118 to 1092 and encodes 324 amino acids. The transcript is spliced from 5 exons. Gene Ontology annotation, biological process: heterochromatin formation. Lineage: Eukaryota; Viridiplantae; Streptophyta; Magnoliopsida; Ericales; Ericaceae. The record is from RefSeq and is a predicted model, not a curated record.